Anoplopoma fimbria (sablefish) is the source of this 1852-nucleotide messenger RNA. Its product is annotated as gap junction beta-6 protein-like. Bases 141 to 893 code for a protein of 250 amino acids. Gene Ontology annotation, biological process: cell communication. The transcript has 6 exons. Gene Ontology annotation, cellular component: connexin complex. The record is from RefSeq and is a predicted model, not a curated record. NCBI's taxonomy places the organism in Eukaryota, Metazoa, Chordata, Actinopteri, Perciformes, Anoplopomatidae.
AUAUAAGAACUAGAUUCCAUUCAGUUUUAAUUUCCAUUAUUCCGCUGGUGACGUGACAGUGAGCUGUUUGUUUGUUUUCGUGCAGGAAAGGACCAUGUGGAAUAUUUUCCUGCAAAAAACCUGACUCUGCAGACACAAGGAUGUCUUGGCCUGCUCUGUACGCUCAGUUAGUCGGGGCCAACCGUCACUCCACCAGCCUGGGCAAAGUCUGGCUCUCGGUGCUCUUUAUUUUCCGGGUCAUGGUGCUGGUUGUCGCUGCUGAGAGCGUCUGGGGGGACGAGCAGUCUGACUUCACCUGUAACACACUACAGCCUGGCUGUGAAAACGUCUGCUACGAUCAGUUCUUCCCGGUCUCCCAUAUCCGUCUAUGGUGUCUUCAGCUUGUCUUUGUUUCCACGCCAACGCUACUGGUUACGAUGUACGUGGCCUAUCGGAACCACAGCGACAAGAAGAGGCUCCUACAGGGUUCUGGUAGAGCUGCUUUCCUCAGCAGCAAAGGCCAGGAGGAAGAUCUAGAGACUCUGAAGAGACGGAGACUCCCAGUAGCUGGUGCCCUCUGGUGGACGUACGCCUGCAGCCUGGUGUUCAGGUAUGCCCUCUAUGUGGUGUACGAUGGUUUCCAGAUGCCACGGCUGGUGCAGUGUGACCAGUGGCCGUGUCCUAACCUGGUGGACUGCUUCAUCUCACGCCCCACAGAGAAAACCAUCUUCACCGUCUUCAUGGCCACUGCCUCCUCCAUCUGCAUGGUCCUUAACAUGGCUGAACUUGCAUAUCUUGUUGCCAAGGCUGUCACUAGGAGUCUCUGUAGUCAGAAGGAGAGGAAAACAUGCAGAAAAUCCAGUCGAGAGAGGACGCUGAACAAGACAAACCAGAAGUCACUUGUCUCAACCUGAGGAAGCAGGAACAAGGUGGACCAUACAUGCAUUUGAAAGACUUUAAAACUGAAUAUUUACAAGUGGUACACAUGUGAAUGAUCCAAAAACAUGUGUAAAUACAACUCAAGAAAGUGAACAUUUUCUAUGAUAUCUACGAUGUUUUAAAUGUAACAUUCAAGAGGUGGAGAAGAUGGAAUUGGUGUCAACAACUCCAAACUGUAUUUUUACAUGAUACUGUCUGAUCAAUACUUAAUUGUUAAUACUAAAAUCAAUUGCAUAUAAAUACAUUCACCAUUUCCUACUUUAUUUACUUAUCUUUAUUGCUUGCUAGUCUUUAAAGUAUGAUUUAACAACAAUUGAAAUCAUUAUUAUUACCUUUAUCAUACCAUUUAAUUAAUCAAUUUUAUUUAAAUUUCAUUAACCCAUGUGAUUAUUUGAUUCAUAAAAAAAAAAACUGUUUUGACAAAACCAGGACAACUCGUGUACAACAGAUGCAUCAAGUGCUCUACUGUAUUGACCUCUGUUGACCUCUGCUGGUGGCCAGCAGUGACUGCACCACCUUUGACUGGUCCAUGGAGGGACAGUCACUGACACAAAGUAAACACAAAUGACAAUAUCAACCCAUAACAAGUUACCAUGGUGACGUAAUUUGUGGUCUUAUUACAAAAAAACUAGAAAGCCUACUUAUGGAGAGGGCAAAAAUAUGAAAGAUACGCUAACUUAAGAUUGUUUUGUCAUUUGUUUUUCAUUUAGUGCCAGUUUUUUAGAACACUUUUUGUUUAUUUUUCCUAAUUUUUUACAUUUAUUGCAUAUUUCCGGCAUGACUUAAUGUCAGAUAUUAGGCUACUUAUGGAGAGGGCAAAAAUAUGAAAGAUACGCUAACUUUAAUGCUAUGCAGAUUGUUUUGUCAAUUGUUUUUCAUUUAGUGCAAGUUUUUUUAAAACACUUUUUGUUUAUUUUUACAUUUAUUGCAUAUU